GGGAGAGGAGUGGGUGUGCUUUCCAAGCCGGGCGCCUUCAUCAAAAAUAGACACGUCUUCUGUAAUUGGGUUCAGAGAAAAGACAGCCGUCUUCUUAGAAUGGAUCAGACUUGGACUCACUUCUAGCCUGGAUAAGGGCCACAGCUACACCUAGCAAAGUAUUACCUCUCACCCGCAAGGAAGAACUGAAAGAGUCUCUGUGAAGAGUUGAGAAAAAUAAACAGGUAUUCAGAGAAAAUGAGAUUAAAACCUACAGUGGGAGUUCCGGCUCAACCAGUCAGCAUUUUCUGAGUCACUGGACUGACGAGGCAAGGCAAGCUUAUAAAAUAGGUUGGCACUGCUGUUUGGAUCCAGGCCAUUCUGCUAAUGAGCAUCGCUGGGGUCCGCACUGGUGUGACACCAGAAGAAACAGCGAUCACAGCACACCCUCUUGAAACAAUUCCCUUCUGAAUUUCCUGCAGGACACAAAGCAGGCAGAGCUGGCACAGCUCUAUGUUGCAAAGCAGCCCACACCCCAGGACUUCGUUGUACGAAUAUGUCCAAGUGUGCCUCUGCAGGAAAAUGAAGAUGUGAUUUCACCAGAGCUAUAGCAGUGGGACUGCAGAAGCAGCUGUGGGUCAUGGCCUAUGGACUUGCACAGGAGGGCGAUGUGCAGGCUGCAAUUUGAAGAUCGGAAGAACAGAACUGUGACAGCAACAAGAGGGGGAUUUGCCAUCUUCAAACAGCGCUUUACAACCGCAACAGCCAAGAUGAGAAACUGAGGCACAAAUUGCUCCCAACACCCAGAUUUCCCAGAUUAUUUGGCUUGGAAAUAACAUUGAGGAUCAAUCACAGCCAUUUGGAGACAGACCCAGAAUGCACCACAGAAGUGCUGUGAAUCCUUCUUCAUUUCUUGGCUGAAGUGGCAACCAGAUCCUCAGCAUCCUCACCCAAGUUUGCGCCCUCAACACAGCGUGGCCCUCUGCCAGCUGGGUAGGCCAGCACUGUGCCUAUGGAGGUUGGGAGCUGUGGGAUGGGUUUGUGUGGGGAGGGUUUCCCUCUUUUAAUUGUUUAAUAUCCCAAAAGGAGCUUUUCCAGCCCACAGAUGAUAAUGACCUGGUGGAUCUUCAAAUUCACUGGACUUCAGGGAUCCAGCAAUGACUUCUGCCAGAAAAGGGGGGCUGGCGAAUGGAAUGACUGUGUAGGGUGAAUGCAGCACCACAUACAAGAAGCAGUACAAUCGCUGCCUACAUUUUGUGGGUCUGGCAUGCAGAAUGCAUUCAGUGCUGUAUCUCCAAUGAACCCACUUCAGUGUGAAGCUGUGAUAACGUGGGGAGAUCAGAAGAUCUCCUGAGGGUUGAUACGCACCAUGACAAGCUUUCAAAUGCCAGGUGAUGGUACUGAAAGGGACAUCCAGAGCUCCAUCACAACAGCAGUUCCUGCAUUUGAACCCGUUUGUGGAACUACCUCUUGGUUUAUUUUGAGCACAGUACAAAUUUACUAAAAUUAAACUUCUGAAAAUGUGAAGACAGAGAAGCAAGUUAAACCUCCUGGGUAAAUUUGCCACUCAGCACACUCUAGAUGAAAUCACCUUUAAUGGAAAUAAGACUAUUCUAAGAUUACCUGUAUUUCCUCGGGUUAGGGGUCCUCUUUCUUCCCCUGAUGCACUACACAGAUCCUAUUGGUACCACUGAGUCAUAAUGCGAGCAGCAGAGAUUGCAGCACCACUCACAACUCUUGCCCUCAGGUAGCCCAUGAACAUCGAUACCUUACAUCGUUGCAUCAGCACAGCAUGAAGCACCAGCAGGUAAGACGAGGAUAGAGCACUUGCUCAGAGGAUGGUUUUUCACUUGGCACUGCUGUGCCCGGGACCAGGCUCCAAAAGCAAGCACAAGGGAACUCGUUAAGUACAACAGGAUGCGAUUAGUCCCACAUGGGGAGCUCAUGUGUUAUAUCAAAAGAAACAACAACCAGCUGGUAGAACUACUUACAUCAAGGAAAGGAAUGGUGAGGAGGAGAGCUGAGGAGAGCAGUGACCACCAGGAGAGCGAGUACUGGGUAUGAGACAAGAAGCUUUUGGAUCUACGUGGGCAUGACUGCACCCCGGUCAAGGGGACAACGUGACACACAAAGGAGGUGACCCUGCAGCGUGACAGAUCUGAAUGCACGGAGUACAGAUGGAGCAUCUCCGAGGGAUGUGGUCUGAGGAAUCACAAGUGAAAUUGAUGAGAACUUGAUGCAACACCAAGCACUUUUAUCAGAAUUUCAAUGGAAAUUCCAAGCAAAGCAGGUUGGAUGACAAGCACAUGAACACCGACCUUGGGAAGAGCAACUGUGAGUGUGGGGAAGCUUUUAACACAGAAAAGAACUGUGGAAAAAUGAAGAUAGGUAGCAAAAACUGGAUUCAUGGUGGCCUUCCCAUUGAUAGGAAUUUCUCUGCAUGAGGAUGCCCUAGGAUGCAUGCUGGCAGCUCAGUGCAACACACGGCAGGGGUGUGCACCGCAGGACAUUUCCCCAUGCAAGUCUGUUCUGGAAGGGCAAUAUUUCACCUGAGAGAACAGGCUAAGAGAACAUGCACUUUGCAAGUGCAAAAAGAAGCGUAAGACCCUCUAAAUGUCUGGCCCCAGGCAAUCUGUUUCCUUUCACAGGACCGCUCUUGAAGCAGAUCUGCAAGGACUUAUCGCUUCCAUCUGCGCCACAGAGACAAGGGCACCGUUCUCACCCCAGUUCCACACAGACAUCCCAGAAUUGCCGACAGCCGCUGCGGCCCCAUAGCAAAAUAUUCCUGCAUGUCUCAGCAAGCUUUCCAAGCUGUGCACGCGGGGACGUGCAGCCACACACACGCCCUGUGCAGGUGGCUCCUGGGAACCCAACCGUGAGCUCUCCUUGUUGGGAAAUGGAGAACCUUCCUCCAUUUCAGCAGCUCCUCUACCAAAUUGCACCCCCCAAAAUACAGCUGGGAGAUACACGCAUAUUCAGUUCUGGGGCCUCCAACGCAAGAAGGUUAUGGAGCUGUUGGAGAGGGCUCAGAGGAGGGCCACAAAGAUGAUCAGAGAGCUGGAGCACCUUCCCUAUGGGGACAGGCUAAGAGAGCUGGGGCUCUUCAGCCUGGAGAAGAGAAGGCUCCAGGGGGACUUUAUAGCGGCCUUCCAGGACCUGAAGAGGGCCUACAGGAAAGAUGGGGAGGGACUUUUUAUAAGGGCAGGUAGUGACAGGAUGAGUGGAAACAGUUUUAAACUGGAAGUGGGUAGAUUGAGGCUGGAUAUCAGGAUGAAAUUCUUUACUGUGAGGGUGGUAAGACACAGGAACAGGUUGCCCAGUGAAGCUGUGGAUGACCCCUCCCCAGAGGUGUUCAAGCCCAGGUUGGAUGGGGCUGUGAGCAACCUAGUCUAGAGGGAGGUGUUCCUGCCUAUAGCAGGAGAGUUGAAACUAGAUGAUCUUAAAUGUCUCUUCCAACCCCAAACUGUUCUGUGAUUCUCUCCAGAUGCAUGUUGGUGGUAGGACAUAAGUGCUGCACAGCCCCUUCCAGGAGCACCUGGAGAUGCUUCCAGAAGACUCUGCCUGGACACAGUGUGCUGCUUGACCACAUCUGCCUGUUGUAAAGCGAAGUACCUAAAGCAAGCCAAAUUCAUGGAAGGCGAAGCACUUAUUUAGUGCAAUUUAGCAGUCACCUGUGCACCUGGGAAAUCUGCUUGGUGCUAAAGGUUUGCCUGAGCCCUGGUUCUGUGAGGAUAAAUGAGAACGUGUGUUGGGCAAGAGCAGCAGGAGGCAGCCAGAUCUGCACUGAGCUAACCUCAUCCCACCCAGUAUGCAAGAAAUGUAUCUGUGAAGAACUACUCGUACAACUGUGUUCAUCAGCAAAGGGGAGCCAGGUGCACGCUGCCUGCCGGUACCCCACGUCGCUCCCGCCUCACCCAAACGAAUGAUGCAGCACUUUAAUUAGGAGGGAGCGCCGCGUCCAUAUUGCACCGGCGAAGGAGAGCGGCGGAGCCUGGCAAACAUGGUGCCCGGCCGCGAGCGCGGAAGCUGCGCCCCUGUCCGCGGAGAGCGCGGCGGGGCGGCGGGAGGACCCCCGGGCGCUCCCCGCAGCCUCUGCAGCUCCGCCCGACAACUUCGCGAUGCCGAACCGCGGGUGCACUUUCUAACCGGGUCUCCUGCUUGGUGCUGGGGCACAGAACAGCCUACCCCGAGGCAGGCUGAGCGCUCCAUCCUGGCUGCCUCCGAGCUGUCACUUCCCCUUAGAUCUGCUGAUCGCAUGGGCAUGUGCUUUAGCAAGAUUAAUCAUCUCUAAACGCUCUAAUCAGCUAAAAUGACUAAUAUGUGUUUUGUAAACGUCAACAAAUGAUGAAACCUUCCUCGGCAGAGACGCUUCACAGAGGAAGGAUGUGGUGGAUAAUUCUUCUAAGCACAAUUGCUCUAGCAUGGACUACACCCAUUCCCUUGAUAGAGGACUCGGAGGAACUGGAUGAGCCUUGCUUUGAUCCAUGCUACUGUGAAGUGAAGGAGAGCCUUUUCCAUAUACAUUGCGACAACAAGGGAUUUAUAAAUAUUAGUCAGAUAACAGAGUCGUGGUCGAGACCUUUUAAACUUUAUCUGCAGAGGAAUUCCAUGAGGAAAUUGUACACCAACAGUUUUCUUCACUUAAACAACGCUGUGUCCAUUAACCUUGGGAACAAUGCACUGCAGGACAUUCAGACGGGGGCUUUUAAUGGGCUCCGGGUCCUGAAGAGGUUGUAUUUGCACGAGAACAAAUUGGACAUUUUCAGAAACGACACUUUCCUGGGUUUGGAAAGUCUGGAAUAUCUGCAGGCAGAUUACAAUGUCAUUAAGCGGAUUGAAAGCGGGGCGUUUCGAAACCUAAGUAAAUUGAGGGUCCUUAUCCUAAAUGACAAUCUCAUCCCCAUGCUUCCCACCAACCUAUUUAAGUCCGUGUCUUUAACCCACUUGGACUUGCGCGGGAACAGGUUGAAAGUGCUCUCGUACCGCGGGAUGUUGGACCACAUUGGCAGGAGCCUGAUGGAGAUUCAGCUGGAGGAGAACCCGUGGAACUGCACGUGUGAGAUCGUGCAGCUGAAGAGCUGGCUGGAGCGCAUCCCCUACACCGCCUUGGUGGGGGACAUCACCUGCGAGACCCCCUUCCACUUCCACGGCAAGGACCUGCGGGAAAUCAAGCGGAGCAAGCUGUGCCCCAUGCUGUCCGACUCCGAGGUGGAAGCCAGCCUGGGCAUCCCCCAGCUGUCCUCCAGCAAGGAGAAUGCGUGGCCCACCAAGCCCUCCUCCAUGCUGUCCUCCUUCCAUUUCACCGCUUCCUCGGUUGAGUACAAAACGUCCAACAAGCAGCCCAAGCCCACCAAGCAGCCCCGGGCGCCCCGGCCGCCCCCGACGCCCCGCGGGCUGUACCCUGGGCCCAACCAGCCGCCCGUGGCCGCCUACCAGACCCGGCCCCCCAUCCCCAUCAUCUGCCCCACAGGCUGCUCCUGCAGCCUGCACAUCAACGACCUGGGCCUGACGGUCAACUGCAAGGAGCGGGGCUUCCACAACAUCUCCGAGCUCCUGCCCAGGCCCCUGAACGCCAAGAAGCUGUACCUGAGCGGGAAUUUGAUACAGAAAAUCUACCGCUCCGAUUUCUGGAAUUUUUCCUCUUUGGAUCUCUUACAUCUGGGCAACAACCGCAUCUCCUACGUGCAGGACGGGGCUUUUAUCAACCUGCCCAAUCUCAAGAGCCUCUACCUGAACGGCAACGACAUCGAGCGGCUCACCCCAGGCAUGUUCCGGGGCCUGCAGAGCUUGCAUUACCUGUACUUCGAGUACAACCUGAUCAGGGAAAUCCAGCCGGCGGCCUUCAGCCUCAUGCCCAACUUGAAGCUGCUCUUCCUCAACGACAACCUGCUGCGCACUCUGCCCACCGACGCCUUCGCCGGCACCUCGCUGGCCCGGCUCAACCUCCGCAACAACCACUUCUUGGCGCUGCCGGUGGCCGGGGUGCUGGAGCACCUGCACGCCAUCGUGCAGAUCGACCUGAAGCUCAACCCCUGGGACUGCACCUGCGAGCUGGUGCCGCUCAAGCAGUGGCUGGAGGCCCUCAGCUCGGUCAGCGUGGUGGGCGAGGUGCUGUGCGCCAGUCCCGAGCGCUUGGCCCGCCGCGACCUCCGCGCCCUGGAGCUGGCCGCGCUCUGCCCCGCCGCCCUCCGCCCCGCCGCCGCCGCCGCCGCUUCGCCCCCCGCCGCCGCCGCCCCUCCGCCGCCCGCCGCCACCGGCGCCGCCGCCUACGAGCUGCCCCCGCCCGGCGCCGCCGUGCCGCUCUCCGUCCUCAUCCUCAGCCUCCUCGUCCUCUUCUUCUCCGCCGUGCUGGUGGCCGCCGGGCUCUUCGCCUUCGUGCUCCGCCGCCGCCGGCGGAAGCUGCCGUUCCGCGGCCCGCGGGCGGAGGCGGCCGACCUGGGCGGAGUGCCGCUGCGCUGCCCGCGGCUCUGCGAGGAGGGCGGCGGCGGUGGCGGCGGCGGCGGCGGCGGGGGCGGCGGAGGGGAGCGCUCCCCGGAGAAGGCGCCCCCGGCGGGCCACGUCUACGACUACAUCCCGCACCCGGUGACCCAGAUGUGCAACAACCCCAUCUACAAGCCGCGGGAGGAGGAGGAGGAGGCGGCGGGGGGAGGCGGCGGCGGCGGCGUGGAGGCGGCCGAGCUGCUGCGGGGCGGCGGCGAGCGCUUCUCCCACGCUGCCGCCGCCGGAGCCGCGCAGGAGCCGGGCACCAACUACCGCACUUUGCUGGAGAAGGAGCAGGAGUGGAGCCUGGCCGUGUCCAGCUCGCAGCUCAACACCAUCGUCGCCGUCCACCCCCAGCACCCCGCGGGCGGAGGGCUGGCGGUGGGCCCCGGAGCGCCCGGGGGGGCGGCGGCGGGGGGGUGCGGCGGCGGCGGCGGCGGCGGGGGGACCCCGCGGGACCGCGAGCGGCCGCCGUGCGCCGUGGGCUUCGUGGACUGCCUGUACGGCACCGUGCCCAAGCUGAAGGAACUGCACGUGCACCCCCCUGGCAUGCAAUACCCGGACCUGCAGCAGGACGCCAGGCUCAAGGAAACCCUUCUCUUCGCGGCCGGAAAGGGCUUCUCAGACCACCAAACCCCCACAAGCGAAUACCUCGAGUUAAGGGCCAAACUCCAAACCAAGCCGGAUUACCUCGAAGUCCUGGAGAAGACCACGUACCGGUUCUGAGCCGCCCCGCCGCCCGCCCGGCCCCGCCGCAUGCGAUCGAGGAUCCAGCUGUGCUCCCCCCGCCAGAUGUGCGGCGGGGGGGGGCCGUUCUCAGAUCAUUAAUCGACGAAGUGCCUUCGCAGACUUUUGCCAGCAGAUGUUAAUCAAUCAUUAUUUUUUUAUACUGAAACUGAGACUUUGACUGUGCCAUGUCUAAGGUAUAUUAUUAUUAUUAUUAUUAUUAUCGGGGAUCUUUGUAUUGAUCCUGAUUAAGUAAAUUCCAUGUGUGUCUCUCUUUUUUUUUUUUUUUCCAUUUUUUUCCCUUUUUCUUUUAAUUUUUCUUUGCAGUGAACUCCCUCUAUAUUUUCCCUCGGAGGGGAGGGGGUUGAGGGGGAGGGAAGAUGGCAUUUUGUGGCUCGCUUCCUUCUUGCCCAUCAUGGCACAGAUUCUGUACAUUUAUUCAAGCAAACAAACAAAAAUUGCAAAGAAGCAAACGAGCGCAGUUUGCUGCAUGCCUGGAAACUGCAAGAGGGAAGGGAGGGGAGGGUCUUGCUCGAAUGUCUCACUCGUGUCUCUCUCCCUCCCUCGCACGCACACACACACACACACACACACACACCCGCACCACCACCCCGCCGCCCCCUACGGAAUCCCCCCUCCCACCUCCCCCAGCGGUGCGGGGCCGCAACCUCGGGCUGUCCCCACGUGGCCCACCCACCCCUCGGGGAUGCGCGGUGACGCUUCGUCGUGACGCCAUGGUGUUUUUUUUUUGGAGGACAUCCGCACUUUCCUACUAAAAGCAACACGCAAAUAUAUAGAAAAAGGAGGAAAAAGAGAAAAAAAAAAAAAAAAGCUACUGGGCACCUGUCACUAACAGCUUUGUAGGAAGCACUUUUAAUGUUUUUCUCUCAUACACACAUCCCUGCACACGCACACACCGAGGUACAACGAUGUGCUCAUAUUUAUUCUGUAAUUUCAAGUGAAUAUAAAUUGUAAAGGUAAUGUUUAAUCAUUGUACAGUGAUGCGUCUGGUAUAGCUUUCCUAAUAAAACGUUUUGAAAAAAAAAAAAAAA
Messenger RNA from Gallus gallus (chicken), 8237 nucleotides. RefSeq lists its product as uncharacterized. The record is from RefSeq and is a predicted model, not a curated record. Gene Ontology annotation, molecular function: protein binding. Gene Ontology annotation, biological process: regulation of presynapse assembly; axonogenesis; positive regulation of synapse assembly. The transcript has 17 exons. Gene Ontology annotation, cellular component: GABA-ergic synapse; postsynaptic density membrane. Bases 4321 to 7185 code for a protein of 954 amino acids. Lineage: Eukaryota; Metazoa; Chordata; Aves; Galliformes; Phasianidae.